Lachancea meyersii CBS 8951 is the source of this 792-nucleotide messenger RNA. The record is from the annotation of a GenBank genome assembly. NCBI's taxonomy places the organism in Eukaryota, Fungi, Ascomycota, Saccharomycetes, Saccharomycetales, Saccharomycetaceae.
AUGGACGUCAAGAGUAAAAAAUUUAGACGCAACAACGUUAUCUUCCUGUCCGCUUUGAUCUGCAUAGGGACUUUGGUCGCAGCGCUGGUGUUGGCAAUCAUCGGUCAUAAAGAUGCUACAGCGGUGAAAAAGGGCCCCAAAACUUACAAAACAGUAGCCACUGGCGAGUGGGCAGACGCUGAAUUCCCAAGAAUUCAUUCCACCUGCAACAGCACGGACGUCGAGUUUAUCACCCAGGCAUUUGCUGACACCACAGAAGUCACUAAGUACGCCAAAGACGUGCUCUCGACCAACGACAGCGUGGUGGACUCGGAGGUGUACAAGCGCUGGUUCGGCGAGGGCAAGCUGUAUGAGGUUUUGGGAGUGAUUGAAGGUCUGGCCAAUGUAUCCAAAACGUCGCUUCUGCUUCGUUGCGACGAUGCCGACGGUUUGUGCAAAAAAUACCAAAACUACUACGCUGGCCACCAUCGCGAAAGCCACCCUUACGAGACUGUCAUUUGCGACUACUUUUACGACUCGCGCGUGCCGCUCACGGAGAUGUGCAACAGGGGCAACCUCACGCAAUUCGGACCUAAAAAAUAUUACGGCAUUGACAUGAUACAUCGUUAUUUCCAUGUCCCUUCUAUCAGCCAAGACGAGUUUAUCUCUGAGUUCUCCGAAGAUCUCGAAGAAACGCUAGCUUUGGCAGAGAACAAUGCGACCUACGCCGUGAGAAACGUCGACAACUACUUGUAUUUCUUGGCCGAUCUAUGGGGCAACAAAGUCAAGACCGGCGGGUGUUUCGAUAACUAA